Molecule: messenger RNA, 768 nt
Organism: Protobothrops mucrosquamatus (brown spotted pit viper)
Lineage: Eukaryota; Metazoa; Chordata; Lepidosauria; Squamata; Viperidae
Gene: CFAP126
Product: cilia and flagella associated protein 126
Exons: 6
Coding region: 1-768 (255 amino acids)
Biological process (GO): cilium organization
Cellular component (GO): ciliary basal body
Source: RefSeq, a predicted model, not a curated record
AUGGCAACGCAUUUCAGCUCGGGGCAGUAUGAAGAUGCCUAUAAUCCGCGGAAUUUGCAAAGCUGGAGUCUUCCCAAAGUUACUAAGGCGCAUCCUUCAACCCGGGAGGGCUUCACUCAGUUUGUAGCCAAUGACAGAGGCCACCUGCUCCCUUCCAUCCCACGCUCUAAGGCUUCUCCUUGGGGUACCUAUAUGACCACCUGGGACAUGCCCUUGAAAAUCCCACCGGCCAAGGUCUCUCUCACCUCCCGGUCGAUUGACGCAGCCGCCCGGCUCACCGAAUGGAUGAAUAAAUCGGCAGCCUUAAGCAAAGCCUGCAACGGAUUGUGCCCAGAAAUUGUUGGCAAGCCUGGCAGCAUGGACCUCCGGCUGAGAGACGCCGGUGGGCUGGACGCCCCGGAAGCCCCCGAAUUGGAGGCCAAGCCGCCCAAGGAGAGAAUGAACGACGAUAUCCCGCUUUCCCGCCAGCCGGGUUGCAUGGAUCUGCGUCUGAAGGACACCAGCCCCCAGCUGCCCACCACCCCCAACCGGCCCAGCUCGCGGGAGCCCACCCCGAGGAGGACGAUCUCCGCCGAGGCCCCUCCGUCCGGGAGACCCCGGUCCCGGGAAGCCAGAGCCAAAGGCUUGGGGACCCCCGAGCCUUUGUCUCCUUGCCGUCCGGGGUCUCUGGAGCCCUUCUGCACCUCACCUGUUAUUUUCCUAGUGAACAAGCGGGGCGGAAGUCCCGACGGAGCCAACUUUGUGGGUGCAGAAGGGCGCAAAAGUUAG